Messenger RNA from Portunus trituberculatus (swimming crab), 2521 nucleotides. Its product is annotated as phosphomannomutase-like. Bases 423 to 1172 code for a protein of 249 amino acids. Gene Ontology annotation, biological process: GDP-mannose biosynthetic process; mannose metabolic process; protein N-linked glycosylation. The record is from RefSeq and is a predicted model, not a curated record. Gene Ontology annotation, molecular function: phosphomannomutase activity. NCBI's taxonomy places the organism in Eukaryota, Metazoa, Arthropoda, Malacostraca, Decapoda, Portunidae. Gene Ontology annotation, cellular component: cytosol. The transcript is spliced from 8 exons.
CGAAUGAGGCAAAGUCCGAAUGUUGGCACCCACACCCAAACAAGAAGUGACGUGUCCCUUGCCAACCCUGCACCGGUAGACUCUAAAAACCUCACCAGGACUUUCCUACAAAAACAAACCAGCUCCAUCGCAUAUAACCUGAAAAUAUAACCGCCGUGUAUUGCACCUUUGGGACACUAGAGGCUGUGACACACAGCCUGCACGGCCCCAACAAACCACCAAGAAGAACCCUGCAGGGUCAACCUGAGGCCCUGAGCUAGCUAGUACUUCAUGUUGAUAACUAACACCCACGUCACCCUAGUGUUUUGCCAGGACUGGAAAUCACGCCAAAGUUCCAACAGGCAGCAGAGCAUCAGAGGGUCUAGACUCAACACUGAAUUGCAAGAGAAGAUAAAGGUUUUCCUUACCUCAACACCUGCAAUAUGGCUGUCUUACCUGACACUCUCUGUCUUUUUGAUGUGGAUGGCACACUCACUCAGCCUCGGAAAAAAAUUGAACCUGUGAUGGCAGACUUUAUGCUGAAGAUGAAGGAGAAGGUGCCGUGUGGCCUGGUAGGGGGUUCAGACCUCAACAAGAUAGCAGAGCAGAUGGGUGGCUUAGAGGCGCUGAUGAAGUUUGACUACGUGUUUGCCGAGAAUGGUCUGGUGGCAUACAAAAAUGGUCAGUUUAUGAAGAAGGAGAGCAUCCAAAACCACAUGGGUGAAGAGAAACUGCAGAGAUUCAUUAACUUUGCCCUGUGCUACAUGUCCUCUCUCACUCUGCCAGUGAAGCGUGGCACCUUCAUUGAGUUCCGCAACGGCCUGAUCAACGUGUGCCCUGUCGGCCGCAGCUGCUCCCAGGAGGAGCGUGACCAGUUUGGGGAAUAUGACAAAGUUCACCACAUCAGGGAGAAGUUUGUGAAAGCUUUGCAGGAAGAGUUUCCUGACUCUGGCUUGGUGUUCUCCAUAGGCGGCCAGAUUAGCUUUGACGUGUUCCCCAAAGGCUGGGACAAGACCUACUGUUUACAAUAUGUGGAGAACGACUUUAAGACGAUUCACUUCUUUGGGGACAAGACGGACAAAGGUGGCAAUGACCAUGAGAUCUAUGAGGAUUCCCGUACAGUGGGGCACAAGGUCACCUCUCCUGAGGACACCAGGGUGCAGCUGCAGAAGGUCCUGGACAUGGAGUGUUAAUGGCAGCUGAUGUUUUUGGGAAUUAGGUCAGUGGCUAAGUGUUUUGGGGAGUAGGAUGUGUUUGGUAGUGCCUUUCAACACUUCACCUUUUCUUAGAAUAUGUACUGUAUCUCUCAUUCUAAUCACUAUAGUGAACUGUCAGUUUAGUCUUCAAAGCUUAUCAUGAGAACUAUCUCCUUAAUCUCUAGAAAUAUUCUGGUAAACUGUCUUCUUUAUAAAAAAUUAUGCUAAUAAACUCACAAUCUCUGAAAGUAUUCUGAAAAAAUAAUAAUGCUAAUCUAUUGAUUAAAUUUUUGGAAAAAUUAUGUUUAUUUCUAAUGCUAAGAUGGAAAAUUGUAUCUUUAUUAUUUUUAACAAAGGAAACAGAUGAAUACAUGUGGUGUUUGUGUUGUGAGCUGAACUAAGCAGAAGUUUGUCAUAAUCAUUCUUAAGACAAUUCUAGAAAACAUUAUAAUCUAUAUAACUACUGCAAGGAAAUGUUUUUGCAUUCUUGUUAACAAAGAACACAUAUGGUGUCAGCAUCCUAGAAUACAUUAACCAGGAACUUGUCCCUUUAAUCUUUAAAAAACGCUAUAUAGUUUAUGAAAAUAUAUUUAUAUCUCCGUCAGCCAUGCUGCGAACAAUAUUAGCAUCCAAGGUAACAUUAUCGUUAUGUUGUGAUCAUUCUGUAUUAAAUAACCAUAGCAAACUGUUAUGACCAUGAAGACAUUACUGCAUACCUCAUUUAGUGACCUGAGUGAGUAAUGGGGACAGGCAGUGUAGUCCUGUUCUGUAUAUAAUUAAUAUCCAUGCAAGUGUCAUCGCCCUUAAAGCAUUACUUCAUACUUAAUUUGGUGAGCCGAGUGACGGGUGAGGCAGUGGGGCCCUUGACUCAGCUCAGGAAGGCCUGCCAGCACUGCACUAGUCACUAUUGGUUGUGUUCUGGGAAGGGUGUGUGUAUGUGAGUGUGUGUGUUACUGCUCCACCAUCACCAUUACCCUCUGUGUUCUCUUUCUGUCUCUGUUUCUUUGUGCUCUCUCUCUCUCUCUCUCUCUCUCUCUCUCUCUCUCUCUCUCUCUCUCUCUCUCUCUCUCUCUCUCUCUCUCUCUCUCUCUCUCUCUCUCUCUCUCUCUCUCUCUCUCUCUCUCUCUCUCUCUCUCUCUCUCUCUCUCUCUCUCUCUCUCUCUCUCUCUCUCUAAGAAAAGUAUUAUGUGGUUAUCCAGUUAGGUAUGUAUGGUUUGAGGUGUGUGUUUUCUAGAUUGAUAUAUUUAUGUUCUGAGUUAUGUACUGUUAUUCUAUUUAUUGCUGUUAUAGUUCUGUAGUUUUUUUUUUCCCUCUGGUUGUAAUUCAAUGAAGUUUUCCAUGUUGUU